AUAUGGGUCGACCGCAGCAAAGGAGUACUGUACACCGGCUUUGCUGGAAGCACGCCACGCUUUGGGGACCAAGCAUUUUCACCCCAAGGACUGUGGUCUUUCACGCCGGGAGAGUCGGCCGGUGGCUCCUGGAAGAGCCUCAACGGAAGCGCUCAUGAAUGGUUCACGAGUCAGCCGAGGCCUUCCAAGGCCCUCGUUGUCAGCGGGCAUGGCUAUGGUUUUCUUUUGGUUGGUUCGAUGCCUCGGCAGUCAGCGUUGACACAGUGGCUGACAAACAUUGUAGGAAAUGAUGUAGCGGCCCAACGCCCCAGCAGUUUCAAUACAUACGAUAUCUCGGACAGUCAGAUGCUCGAUGCGAGCGGCAUCGAACCUCGAGGAGGAAUCCCGUUUUUUGCCGGGAUGGUGUACGUCCCCAAUUGGGGAGACCGGGGGAUUUUGAUUGCUGUCGGAGGAUCUCAGAACCAGGCAUUGGACAACCGCAAUAGUUCAUUCGAAACUGUUCAUGUCUACGAUGUCGAGGCCCAAAGGUGGUACCACCAGAAGACGACCGGGGACAUCCCCCAAUACAGAACCGACUUUUGCAUUGCCGGGGCCGUAUCGAGCAACCGGACGCACGAAAUUCUGGUCUACGGCGGCUGGGACGGCCAGCUCGGCGCGGGCGCAACGCCCUAUGACAGCGCCUAUGUCUUGACCCUCCCGGCGUUCCACUGGGCCAAGGCGGACUACCCAGCAGCCCACCCCCGCCACGGACUGAGCUGUAACGCGGUUGGGGGCAGCCAGAUUCUGACCAUCGGCGGCGUCGACACCGCGCAUGAAGCCGGCAACGACUCGUACAGGGCCGGCUUCCAGACGCGCGAUCCUUUUUCCAAGGGACUGGCCGUCUUUGACUUGAGCACCCUGACAUGGAGUGCGGCGUACCGGGCAAAGCAGUCACCGCAGCCCCCGGCGCCCAGAAUCCAGGAGUACUACAACGCCCAGUGA
Parathielavia appendiculata is the source of this 981-nucleotide messenger RNA. RefSeq lists its product as uncharacterized. Gene Ontology annotation, molecular function: protein binding. The transcript is spliced from 2 exons. The record is from RefSeq and is a predicted model, not a curated record. The annotation marks the transcript as partial. Lineage: Eukaryota; Fungi; Ascomycota; Sordariomycetes; Sordariales; Chaetomiaceae.